AAUCUACGUUUUGUGCCGCAUGUGCAAAUUCCAGUUCUUUUAUGUUUUACUUUUAUUUCAGUGGGAGCAGUCCGUGUCUAGGCUCGGUGCGGUGGCUCUCCACUUCCUCUCCCCUCAUCCAGCUCAUGUGACAGCGGCUCCGCUCACAUUAGCUUCCUCCGCGGCUGGCUCGUUUGGACCUGCAGGAACAAUGUCUGUGGUGAAGCUGGAGGAGUGUCGAGAGCGGAUUCGCACAGAACUGGACAACGUGGUGGACUUCUGGCUCAAAUACUCUCAUGACACUGUACACGGAGGCUUCUUUACUUGUAUCGGGAGGGACGGGAAGGUUUAUGAUGAACUGAAGUACGUGUGGCUGCAGGGUAGACAAGUGUGGAUGUAUUGCCGCCUGUACCGAACCAUGGAUCGCUUCCGCAAGCCUGAAAUCCUUGAGGCAGCAAUAGCUGGAGGAGCAUUCCUGAGAAAGUUUGCUCGUGUCUCCAGCGGCGGCAGUGGCCCGUGGAAGUGUGCCUUCUGCUUAACAAGAGACGGUAAAGCUGUCAAAAUUCAGAGGACUAUAUUCAGUGAGUGUUUCUACAUCAUGGCCAUGGAUGAACUGAGCAGGGUCACUGGUGACAAGGACAUGCAGCUGGAGGCGGAACAGAUGAUGCAGCAGCUGAUCUACUGGGUCCGGAAGGACUCGUCAGGCCUGGGCCGGCCCCAGCUUUCUGGAGACGUUCCCACCAACAGCAUGGCAGUUCCCAUGAUGCUGUUGUGUCUGGUACAACAGCUAAGUGAAGGUCGGGGUCAGGAGGUGGUUCAGAAGUAUAGAGAGCUGGGCAGCUGGUGUGUACAGGAGAUACUACAACACAUCCAGAGAGAUGGCACUGCUAUUUUAGAGAAUGUGUCGCUGGAGGGAGCAGAGCUGCCGGGUUGCCAGGGCCGUCUGCAGAACCCAGGCCAUGCCCUGGAAGCAGGCUGGUUCCUGCUUCAGUUCAGUGCAGAACAGGGGGAUGAGGAUCUCCAGAGGACUGCCAUUGACAAGUUUGUGGAGCUCCCUUAUCAGUACGGCUGGGAUAAAGAGCACGGUGGCCUCUUCUACUUCCUGGAUGUAGACGGUCACUGCCCCACGCAGUUGGAGUGGAGUAUGAAGCUGUGGUGGCCUCACUGUGAGGCUCUAAUUGCCUUCCUGAUGGCCUACAGUCAAACAAAGAGACCAGAGCUUCUGGAAAGAUUCUCUCAAGUCUAUGAAUACAUCUUUGGCCAUUUUCCUGAUGCUAAAAGUGGCGAGUGGUUUGGCUAUUUGACACAAGAAGGCAAAGUAGCACUGGAUUUUAAAGGAGGCCCCUUUAAAGGGUUCUUCCAUGUGCCUCGCUGCCUGUACAUGUGUGAGCGUAUUCUGGAUGAUCUGCUGACAAACAAGGACUGAGUGUUCUGACAUGAAUGUUGUAAUAAUGGGACUAAAUCUGAUUUGAGGGGCUGUCUACUAAAUCACACCAUAAUAAUCAGGUUUUAAAGCAAAAUUGCACUGAUUUGCUGUGAAGUUACUUGUGCCAUACAGUCACUGAGCGGCCCAUAAAAUUAGUUGUGAAAAUAUAUUACAGCAGUACUACUGUGUAAAACAGUAGUUGCCUUCCUAUACCGGUAUUUUUUGGCCACUAGUGGCAGUCUGUACAACAUUAAUGUAAGAUACCUUUCUUGCUAAGGCUUUUUAUACUUUAUCCACCUGAUUUUCCUCCCUAUAAGUGAGAAGAUAUCCUACCUUUCCGUGGUUGUAUUGUUAACAUUCUUCCUUAAUUGUAUUUUAUGAGCAACUCCGUGCCUGAAAUGUCCAAAUUACGGGCGACAAUGAUCCAGGAUUUAGAUUUCCCACUUAGGGAGAACCUAAAAACCUCCACACAGAAAGCACUCACAACGCUGGAUUGAAUUACAACCCACCUUUUCUUGGACUGAGGCACUGUCCCUCCCUCAUCAUACAUACUAAUACAUUAACAUGUCAAGAUGUGCCUUCUACAUGCACACGGAACCUUUGAGCCAGACCUUUUGAAGACCAUGUAUUUUUACAUCCUGUUCAUUCCAGUUUAUUCAGCUAAUAUAUCAACUCUGCUAGAUGUUUGUUUUAAACAUACCAAUUGCUAUUCUAACAUACUGGUGAACCACAAUGUAUGUGAGACAACAGUUGACUCCUCCAAAGUCCCGCCCCUAUUUGCUCUGUGCUCCAGUAACAGUUGAGCAGGCCUCAGUCAGAACCUCUCUGAGCUACUGUAGAAACAUGACGGUUCAAAAUGGCGGACUCCAUGGAAGGCGACCCGUGGCGCCUGCAGAUAUAAAAGACUUAUCUAAGAUAACAAAACAAUUCUUAUUUUUAUGUUAUUAUACAAUAUUGUUAGUUAUAAACUUUAUAAAAGUUAAGCUAAUGUUAUCAAAAUGUUAACUAAGUAGCUAACUAACUAUUAAUGUAAAUUAGCUAAGUAGUUAGCAAGCAUUUUUCCCAACAUUAGCUUUCAUAUGUAACUAGCUAACUUAAGAUGUGACUAUACAUACUGUCACUUUUAUCUUUUAACCAUCUUCAAAAUGUGGUUGUCUUUUCAACAUAGAUUAGCCCAGCACAUAGCAUAUCUCAGUACAGGAAAGGGGAAAACUGACUGAGGUUCUGACAGAGGUUUGCUCAACUGUUAUUGGAGCACAGAGCAAAAUGGGGCGGGACUUAGGAAUGUUCAAUUAAAGCAAUAGGAUCUUAUUUCUUAUAGCCAGUAAAUAAAUGUAUAUUGAAAUAUUACAGCUGAUGAUUAAAUGUGAUUAAAUGUAUGCAGAAUAUUUUAUGGAAAUAAUGUGUUAUUAGACAGUUAAUGACAUUGAAGUUUCAAAUGUCUCUUGUGAAGCAAGCGGACCUACAAGAAUUUCAUUGUAAGGAAGCAAUCUAUCAGUAUGAGUCAGUUAAUGAGUGAGUCAUUUUUACUUCCGAACGAAACUCAACAGAAAGUCAAACAUCCCUUAUGGCUAAUUUGCACGCUGUUGCUAAUUUGCACAUCCAGCAGACAUGGAAAAACAUUUAUUGGAUGUCAUAUUUGUCUCCACUCUUGAGGGGUAUCUGGAUCUUAAUCCGCUCCUCUUUAUCUCAUCAGCUAGUCUCUAACUGUGUCUCUGGGCUGUUUGGGACAGGGCAGGUAGUGUACAGAGGAUUGACAAAGAUGAUGAGAGGAAUCUAAACCAAAACUGUAAAGUUGUGGAAUGUAAAACCAAAACAAUGAGCUGAAAGACCCUCAAAAACAGCACAUUUGGUGAUUUCUCUGGGUAUGUUUUCACUGCAAGUGACACCUUUCACAUCACACAUAAUCAUAUGCACCACUGUACAUGUUUGCUAUUCGAUCUGUACAUUAGAAUAUGUCUAUUUAAGACGAAUAUUAAGUCAUCAACAACAGUAAUAAUGCUGCUAAAAUGGGCAAUGUCAAACAAUUUACGUAUCUGAAUGAAUACUGUAAGCUUUUGAAAUUGUUGGACAUUAGUA
Molecule: messenger RNA, 3484 nt
Organism: Morone saxatilis (striped sea-bass)
Lineage: Eukaryota; Metazoa; Chordata; Actinopteri; Moronidae
Gene: renbp
Product: renin binding protein
Exons: 11
Coding region: 20-1405 (461 amino acids)
Biological process (GO): N-acetylglucosamine metabolic process; N-acetylmannosamine metabolic process; carbohydrate metabolic process
Molecular function (GO): peptidase inhibitor activity; N-acylglucosamine 2-epimerase activity
Source: RefSeq, a predicted model, not a curated record